This is a messenger RNA of Sordaria macrospora k-hell, 1656 nucleotides long. RefSeq lists its product as uncharacterized. The record is from RefSeq and is a predicted model, not a curated record. Gene Ontology annotation, molecular function: iron ion binding; monooxygenase activity; oxidoreductase activity, acting on paired donors, with incorporation or reduction of molecular oxygen. Lineage: Eukaryota; Fungi; Ascomycota; Sordariomycetes; Sordariales; Sordariaceae.
AUGGGCGCCCCACUCCAACCCCCAGUCAUGGUCCUUCAGGAGUACCCCCUGGUAGCGUCCCUGGGAAUAGGUGCCUUGACGGGCAUCUUUUUCUACAUUUUGUUCUGGCAUUGGACUCAUCCUUUGCGAAAGUACCCGGGGCCUUUUCUGGCGAAAUUCACCAACAUCUACCGUCUCUACAGAACCGUACGCGGGAACUACUACAAUGACCUGGUAGAAAUGCACAGAAAGUACGGACCAGUUGUUCGUACAGCGCCGAAUGUGCUUGACAUCGAUUACCCGGAGAUGAUCAAGACUGUUUUCAACAUCAAAGGGGAUUGGGCGAAGCGUCCUCGUCAACGGCCACCCGUCUACAACCUCUUCUCCGAGCUCGACAAGGCCAAACACGCCGAAGAAAAGAAGCUCGUCUCCAAGUUAUACUUCCCCAACGCCGUCUUGUCUCUGGAACCACACAUGGACACAGCCAUCACGCAGCUCUGCAGCGAGCUCGAAACCCGCUUCAUCGAUACCAAAGAUCACAACGACGAGCCAAAAGAAGGCAAAGUCUUGGACCUAGGCGACUGGAUCUCCCUCUACGCAUGGGACGUUUUGGGCACAGUAACCUUCUCCCGUCCCUUCGGGUAUAUGUCUUCUGGUCGUGACUUCGACGGCUCCAUCGCGCGGGCCCAAGACGCCAUGUUCUAUUUCGCCUGGGUCGGGUGCCUGCCCUGGCUUGAUUACGUGUUUGACAAGAACCCUUUCCCGUUUAUCAGUAACUUGCUAGGUCAGCCGGGGUUUAGCAAGACGAACUCUGCCCUUUCGGUGCAGAGGUUGAUAGACCGGUACGCUGGUAAGGAUGCCGAGUUCCUGGAUACCAGCACGCCGGAUUAUUUGCAGAAAUUCAUGGCUAUUAAGCAAAAAGACAAAUCGGGGAAGAUAAGGGAUGAGAAUAUCGUGGGUUGGUUGAUGAUUAAUACCCUUGCGGGAGCGGAUACGACGGCUAUUGCGAUCAAGACUGCGUUGUACCAUUGUGCGAAACAGCCGAGGGUUUGGAGGCGGUUGCAGAGGGAACUUCAGGUUGCUGAGCGCGGUUACGGCCCAUGGGCAGAGACAGCAAAAGCAAGGACACCGCCGAUCUCGUACAAAACCGCCCGCGCAAUCCCCUACCUAGAAGCCAUCGUGCGCGAAUCGCUGCGCAUCUUACCGGGCAUUGCGUUACCUUUGGAGCGGUAUGUUCCUCCCAGUGGGGUUCAUUUGCCCACCCGCGGCACCGAAAAGACGAAAGACUUUAUCCCAGGCAACCAAGGCUGCAUCCUCUCCUUCACGCCUUACACGCUCAACAGGCACGAAGCAGUUUUUGGUUCGGACUCUGACCAAUUCCGGCCUGAACGGUGGUUGCGAGACGAAAACAACAGAGAAAGCGAGGAAGACUUCAGGGAGAGACUCCAGAAAAUGAAUAACACUGAUUUGAGCUUUGGUGGUGGGAGCAGAGUCUGUUUGGGAAAACACAUGGGGUUGAUGCAGGCGUACAAGGUGCUGGGGACGUUGGCGGCGAGAUAUGAGCUGGAUUGGGUUGGUGAGGAUGGACAAGAUGAAUGGAAGGUGGUGCAGAGUUGGUUUCCUAGGCAGGAGGGGAUCAAAGUAAGGAUGAGGUGGUGCCUGCCUAAAGGUAGAUAG